UUAAUUUUAUCGGCAUUCGUGGGUCUAAGACGUUGCACGCGGCGGUCACACUGAAAAAGCCAAUAAAACCUGACGCGGUGUGUUUCUUUUCCUUUGAUAUAUUUUUGUAAUAUAACUAAAACCUCGUUUAUAGGUGUUUGUGGUUAAUGGCGCGACGGUCACACUGGCAAACAUUAAACUGAUGCGGUUUUUUAUAUUCCUUUUAUUUUACCGUUUUAAACGCCAAAUCAGCGUGACUCGGCAAUGAAGCAUAUUUUAUUGGACGCCCCAGUCCUGAACGAACAGGACACGACACCCGAAAAGCUGACAAAUGGCCAGAAAAGUGCAGAGAUGUCAGUGGAUCGGCCGGCGGCGAAAAACGGUGGAAAUCCCGCCGAGGAAUCCGCAAUGGACAGGGAUUCCUUGAGUCAACUGGCUUGCAACUUGCACCGAUUGGCGUCCGAAGAUCACAUAGUUAUUGAUAGAAAGCGAAAUGAAGUGAUACGCACCGAUGCUGUCACCCAGCAGAUGACCAUUUACCGUUGCUUGGAUCCCGUUGGUAUGGGCAUGCGUCCCCCCCAUCUGAAUCCCCCCAACCCGCCGGCCAAAGUGGGUAGACCCCAGAAACGUAGCUCUGCGCCGGCAGCCACCAUCGCUCCGGCGCUGUCGAAGAAACCAAAGCCUGAAAUUCCAGCCAUGCCAGCACCAGAAGUUCAACGUACCCGUUCCGGACGUCAGGUGCGUGGCUGCAUGCCGCAACCUGCUCCUGUACCUAAUGUCCCACCCGUAGAGACCGAUUCCUCUCAGUUGCUGGAGCUUCUGGUGGCCGAUCUGAGGGAUAAAGACUAUCGGGCUACCAUGCCGGCUCCCAAGUGCAGUGCAGGGCCUCCUGUGGCCAAUCCGGAGAUGGCCUCCAAUACCCGUGCCGUGCCGAAGAAUUCCAUCUGCCCGGGCUGCAAUAAGAUCUUCUUGGGCCGCCGUCUGCAGCGUCAUUUUGUCAAAUUUCCAGAGCACAUGCCGCGCACCGCUGACCAACAGACGGCGGCACCCUCACUUUUCGGCCUCCUCACCGCCCAGCUCCAGAGGCACUCGCAUCUCAGCGAGGAGCAGCGCGCCGAUCUCUUUUUGCACGAACUGAACGACUUUGUCGAGCAGUUGCAGCUGCGCAGCCAACGGCUCAUCCGGAAUACAUCGGGAAUGCAUUUUGUGAAUGCUCGCAUCGCCCGCGUCCUGGCCAUUCCCGAGGGCCAGUAUGCGCUGGAUAUGUCGGCCAUGGAAUCGGCCCACGCUCCAAUACCGGAGCCCGAGGGCGCAGUCCUGUCGAACGGUGUCAGUGGUGUCGGUGGCGGAGCCCGCAAUUUGGUCGACUACACCGGCCUAAGCAUGUCGCUGGACGAUACCCUAACGGAUGAGGCGGCUCAGCGAUUGAAUCUGUCGGCGGGCGGCAAGCUACUGCCGCCCUCGGAGGAGAGCCUGCUUCGUAAUGUCAGUGACCUGAUGCAGCCGCCGGUGGCAGCUGCCGUGCCGGCUACCGUGAAUCAUGGCUAUGAUCAUGCCAGCGACAAUGCCGUGGAGGCCCUCACCAUGAAGGAGACGCCCAACACGGAGGCCAUACUCGAUCUCAAUGUGGACUUCUUUCAGUUCACCAAUCCCAACUAGUGUUGGGAUAAAAGUGUUAGCUGGCUGCCCCCGAUUUGUUUGUCCGGUCGCAUUAAAUCCGUAUAUUUAUGGCACGCCGGAAUCGAAUGGUCCGCACUGUCCGUGUCUCUGCUGAAAAUCAAUUUGGCGGUUAUCACCGCAAAUGGACUAAGGACUAAGGACCGUGCACCGACCUUGUUUGCCUUGGGUCAAUAUGAUUAGGACUGAUGAUGACCGGAGUCGGAAUGGAAUUGCAAGUGCCAUCACCGGACUGACCCGACCUAUA
This is a messenger RNA of Drosophila ananassae, 1903 nucleotides long. RefSeq lists its product as uncharacterized. The transcript has 4 exons. Bases 244 to 1638 code for a protein of 464 amino acids. The record is from RefSeq and is a predicted model, not a curated record. NCBI's taxonomy places the organism in Eukaryota, Metazoa, Arthropoda, Insecta, Diptera, Drosophilidae.